Molecule: messenger RNA, 309 nt
Organism: Meloidogyne enterolobii
Lineage: Eukaryota; Metazoa; Nematoda; Chromadorea; Rhabditida; Meloidogynidae
Source: the annotation of a GenBank genome assembly
AUGUCUGCUCAUCGUUUACUUCCGUCUCUUCCUCGAAUUAAAGUCCCGAUUGGACAUAUACCCCAACGGCUUAAACUUCCAGGUUUUAAAAAUCCAAGAGGACAUUUGGAAUUACUUCGAAUGUUGGUCAAUCGUGUCUUUAAAGAUGAAAGAGUCGAAUUUCGUUAUAAUCGAGCUGAAGAGUGUCGUCAAUAUGUGGAAAGAUUAAUUCAAUUAGGCAUUCAUAGAGGACUAAAUGAUGAAUAUACAAAAGAAAUGUUUGAUUGGUGGUUUCCUGAAAAGGAAUUAAUAGAUAAAAUGUUCAAGUAA